Messenger RNA from Amyelois transitella, 1539 nucleotides. RefSeq lists its product as uncharacterized. The transcript is spliced from 4 exons. The record is from RefSeq and is a predicted model, not a curated record. The coding region runs from base 1 to 1539 and encodes 512 amino acids. Lineage: Eukaryota; Metazoa; Arthropoda; Insecta; Lepidoptera; Pyralidae.
AUGAGUACACCCGACGUUUAUAAAGGCUAUGUAUCUAGACCUAUUACUGCUUCCACCAGGCCUUCCUUAGACGAAGUGGAUGAAAUUAUGUAUUCAGAAAAUCAACAGCAAAAUGAAGAGGUUGAAGCUAUAGACAGCUGUUGCACAUCGAAUGGGAUUAACUCUAGAGAGUAUGCCUCGUCAGUGUCCAAAAGUUUAACUUAUGACAUUUUCAAAAGAUAUUUUCAAAUGAAUCCCCAAUUUGCCUUCGAGAACAACAGUGAUAUUACUCUGGAUGGCGCUGCAAAGAAUCCCGAAGAUAAAGAUCCUAAAAAUGAGAAGACUGCUGAUGAUUCUGUUGCUUCUGCACGUCGUAGAAAUUCAAUAGGUCUAAAUUAUGAAGUGCCUUCAGAAACUGAGACAGAUCUAAAAUUAUUACCGCUUAAAGUUGCCAAACAUGAAAGCGUGGAAACUUCUACUACUGUUAAUAAGAAAACCUCUGAAAAUACCAAUGAAAUUAAAACCCAGCGCCAAGAUUCGUUGUCAAGCAUUGAGUGUAAGUUAGAAGUUUUAAUACAGUCUAUAAAUACGUUGGUUACAGAGAUUAAGGCAAAGCCUGUAUCACAAUGUUUGACUAAUAAUAGUAAAAUGACUAUAUCUCGAAGUAUUGAAACAGUUCCACCAAACACUGAACCUGUUCUUCAAAAGUUGGACGAGAAUAGAAUCAGUCAGUUGAAAUGUAAUUCACCAUGCUUGUUCCAAAAUACUAAUGUUGGUAAAAUAGAUAAAAUUUUGUUAGAAGAAAUUAAUAAAAGUAAUGAAGUGAAGAAAGACAUAGAAAAUAUUCUGAAUGGUAAUGUGUCAAAAUCAUGUGCUGUUCAAAUAACUGCUGACCAUAUUCCAACUCGAGAACAUUCAACUGAAGUGACUGAUUCUUUAUUAAAAACUGAAGUGAAUAGUACUGUUGAUCAACAAAGAAUGAUUCCAGAGGAAAAUAGGACAAUGGCUGUAAAUACUGAUCCUCUAGGGCUGCUAGCUCUGCUAAGGAUAUCUAAAGAAUCUGUUAAGCAUGUUUUAUCAUAUAUGCAGAAUUUUCCAUAUCAAUAUUUGCUCCAACUACCAUUCCCAAAGGAGAAUAGUAUAACGCCAUUCAUUUGCAGCAUUUGUAGAGCAGGAUUUACUACGCCGUCUCUUUUAACGGAACAUACUCAGAGUCAUGUUAGAAACAGAGAUUGCUGCGUCUGUCGCCAUCUUACUGGGGCUCAGGCUAAUGACGAUAAAGCAUUAAACCCUCGCCGUAUGUUCUGCUGUGAGUUCUGCAGGAAGCCGUUUUCCAGGGCCUACUGCUGCUUCGAUCACAUAUUCGUCGAAGCUUUCAGGCUAAUCUAUAAGAUCUGCGCGUCUAACAUAACAACGUCUUUAGGGAGCUGUAGCGUCUUCCUCGACACUGAAGUGCAUCUGCCAUGUUCCCUGAGGUACUACAAAAUGCUUGGAUGCUUCCUGGCGAAAAAAUCUACGUCAAAACUACAAAGAGUGCCGGGGAGAAGCAACAACAAUUAG